This is a messenger RNA of Anopheles arabiensis, 5748 nucleotides long. Its product is annotated as arginine kinase-like. Gene Ontology annotation, molecular function: creatine kinase activity; protein binding. Bases 553 to 5121 code for a protein of 1522 amino acids. The transcript has 17 exons. The record is from RefSeq and is a predicted model, not a curated record. Gene Ontology annotation, biological process: phosphocreatine biosynthetic process. Lineage: Eukaryota; Metazoa; Arthropoda; Insecta; Diptera; Culicidae.
CCCUUUGCAUUAGCAUGCGUGGUAGAUGAACUGCCGUUUUGAACAUUUCCCGCCAACUACGUUCGGUAGUUACUGGUGCACUUUGGUCGCAAAAGUUGCAAGGGAAAGUGACGGAAUCGUGGAAAUCGUCCGACGUAACGGCUUUUAGUGCUUUCGUUCCCACCAUACCAACACGACACACUAUCGAAAAACAAUGAGCAGUUGUUUGUGCCGAGCGCAUGUAAUUAGAAGGUAAACAACAUUGCACUACAACACACAUCCACACGGUGCCGUUAGUGCCUUACGCAAGCGAACGUGGUUGUUUACUUUUUUCGUAACGGCAAAAAGAUGGUUCCGAUUUGAAGCUUAGUGACUGUUUGGGGGUGGAAAAUCCCUUACUGUACUGUGUGUGUCUGUAAGCUAACCUAGGGUGACUCGUCAAAUCCACCUGACAUGGUCGGGUAAGCCUAACUGCACAUCAUCAAACUCUUCCGUUGCUUUGUUGGGCUGUGCUGUACGUGUGUGUCCGUGUGUGUGUGUUUGAAGAGUGAAGUUUUUUGCAAAGGGAUCGGCAUGGCCCCACUUCCGACAUUGCCAGGGCCACCGGCUGCACGGGAACGGCAUCAUCAUCAUCAUCACCACCACCGCCGAAGAGCACAUGGGCUGUACUUCCAUUCAUCACCACCCAAGGUGCUCCAAAUGAACAACCACCUAGCAGCAAAGGAAAAUGACUACCGGAGCAGGGACGCGAUCAAACCAUCGAGCAUUCGAAUAUGGUUGCAUCACAAACAAAUGGGCAAGCUGGCGAAGGUGCUGUGGGCCGGCCAGGGUAUGCGUUUGCGGACGGAAACUUCACACCAUCCACGUAUGAAACGGUUCCUCGAGUGUGUCCCCCAUGUUAUGGGAGUUAUCAAGGAUAUUCAUCAGGCCGUAAUAGACAACGAUCUGGAUGUGCUGAAGGAAAAGACCGCACCACCAGCGCCGAGAGUGAUUCUUACCAGCAAGGACGCGAACGGGUUGACACCGCUACACAAAGCCGCCGGGCUAGCGCACACCCAGAUUGUGGAGUACAUUCUGUCCGUGUGGCCGAGUUUGUCGUCAGAUGAGGAUCAUACCGGCAAGACUCCGCUCCAUUGGGCGGCCAGUGCGAAAAAUAAUGCACGCAGCUUUAAUCUACUCGUGCAGGCGGGUGCAGACGAAACGGCACUAGACGAUCGCAACAAACCGGCGGAACAUUACAAAAACAAACCGGCCGACAUUGACCGAUCGCUGCUGGCCGUCAUCCCGGAAGCGCCCCGAAUUUCGCAGCAGGGUUUCCCGGCCUACUUCGACUGGGCCAUGUUCACGCUCCCGGACGAUUCCGAUGAGGGUUCACAGCCAACGCGAAUGAAACCGUUUCUUUCGCAGAAUAAUCUUCUGGAUCCGGACGGCGGGCAGGAGGGUGGGUUGGCAGGCGGGGCGGCCGACACGGUCAGCAAAUCGAAAUCGGUGCACAACCUCACUAACGGUGUGCUGACCGUGCUGGGCCAGGAGCGGGACGUGAAUGGAGAGGACAGCGUGAACAAAGGAAGUGCUGAUGAGGAGCAAGCGGAUGCGCAGGACGAUGCCAAUGGUGGCCAGGAUGUGGAUGAGAAAGAGCUCGGGGGAGAAGAAACAUCGAACAAACAGGAUGGGACGCUAGUGGAGCAUGAAGAGCAAAUUAGCACUCCACCGGCAGGACCCGACGAUACCGAUGCACCGUUGGAUGUAUCGAGCGCAAAAGUAGACGAUGGUGGUGGUGAUGAUAGCGUUGAUGAUGCACAAGAAAUACAGCAAACCGAGCCUGAGGCUGAUAGCGCUGAGGUAAUAUCUGAGACAAAGAAUGAAACAGGUGCACCAGUUUCAGAUGCUCCGAAUGCUGAAGAAAAUAAUACGGAAAAUGGUCACACCGAGAAUGGGGUAACGGUGGAAGAAGACGAUCAAGCAAAUGGAAAUGAUACGGUAGCAAGGCGCAAUACGUCUGCUAAAGAAGCAAACACUGACGAGUUAGACAACACGGCUGAGGUAGAGCUUGAAAAGGAGACCAAUUCUGCGUCUGCUGCACUGGAAGAAGCAGAAGUUUCUAGGGACAGCUUGGAGCAGGUCGUGCCGAAAGAUGACGACAUUGAGCUGGAUAGUCUUGGAAAGGAUUUAGAGCCUGAAGAGUCACUACCGGAUGCGGCAAGGGUGACCUCUGCUGAGUCCGACAAGAAUUCGGAGCAGAUGGACUCGCAACCCAAUUCUCGGGCAACUACUGGGAAGAGUAUCAAGUCCACGAUCACAGUGACUGAUCAAGAUGACAUUAAAGAGCAUGUCAGUAGAAACUCUUCAGCCACUGCCGUCUCGAACGGUCGCCCAGAUACUGCUUCAAAUGGGAACAUGAAUGGGACUGUUGAGCCGAACGGUACCCCGGAAGACAUGGGUGACCAAGAUGGGUUAACAUCUGCUGGGAGCGAACGACCAGAAACACGCGGUAUAUCAGCUCACCGUACGUAUCCUAACUCGGCUAAAGAACCAACUUCACCAGUAUCGCGUCCAAUAAGCCGUGCCGAGGUGGAAAGCAUCUCUCGAGCGGCUUCUUCAACGCUUACCCCAGGACAUACACCGGCGAAGUCAUCUCGCUCGUCCACUCCGUAUCGGAAAGCGUCGAUUGGAUCACGAAAGUCAGUUAACUCCGCCGUGGGUAGCGCUGCACAGAACGAAACUCACGAUGGUGCGAAUAAUCACGGUGAUGAUGAUGAUGAUGAUAAUUCGGAAGCGAACGAUGACUCGAAUAAUGCAGACGUGAAGAUCGCUAGUUACCGUACGCCCGACGAGAACGCUACUUCUGAGCAACUUCUAGAGAAGACUGCCGAAACCCAUCCCGAUCAACCAGAGCUAGAAGACCCGCCGCAGGCUGUCGAUGAAACUUCUUCAGCUAAAGAAGAGCCAAUGGCACGUACCGAAAUAGAGACGGUGACUCAGUCAGCUACAUCGACUCAGUUAGCCACUGCGGCCGCUACGGAAGCCUCCAGCCAGGUGCUGGAGAUUGAAGGAACGGUACAAGGAGAACCGGACCAAGGACAGCUACAAUCACAAAACGAUCCACCCGUCGAACAUGACGAUCAACCGAAUUUGCAGCAAACGGUGCAGGAUGCAAUCGACUCUGCCGAUCUGGAGCAGCUGGCUGCAAUUGUGCUGAAUGGCGAGGGAAAGCAACUGAUUGGGCGGAAAUCGGAUCAAACCGAAAUACAGGCAUUUCUGGACAAUGUCCCAGCCUACAUGGGUAAAAUACGACGUGUCCAUCUGGCAGCACGCGAGGGAAGCCUGCGUGAUUUACAGUCCGCACUGGAUAGACGCAAAUUUGCCACGGCAAAGGACGAAGUAUCGCCGCACGGUGCAACACCCCUGCACGUGGCGACAAUAUUCGGUCAUGCAGGCAUCGUGCGGUAUCUGGCUGGCCGGUUUCCCGAAACGCUCAGCGCAACGGAUGACGAUGGACGGACGCCACUGCAUUAUGCGGCCACGCUCAAGGACAAUGGGCACUUUUACAAUCUCCUAACACACCUGGGCGCCAACCCGAAGGUGGAGGAUAGUUUGAACCAUUCGGCCGAAUACUAUCUCGGACACGUGCAGUCGCAGGGUAUUCUUUCCCAUCGGCAGCUAUUGCGCGACUAUGGUGCCAAGGAGGAGCUCGCCGAUGAGAUGCUGAACGAUCAAGUUCCAGACGAUCUGCACAGUGCCCGCCGGCCGCUCGACGACGUCGACACGCUAACAACGCUGGAGCGAUGCUUCAAAAUCAUCCACGAACCGAUCGACGAUCUGAUGAUAAAGUCGGUCGGCCUGCCUACCAACAGUGUGCCAGGCAGUGCGUCAUCGCUCCGCAUCCUGAUCACCUCCUAUCUGGCCCGCUUCCUGAAGCGCAGCGUCUUCGACAAGGUGAAAAAGCGCCAAACCCGGCUCGAUCACAAUCUGUUCGAUCUGAUCUGGCCCGCGAUGAAGAAGGCGACCAAGGAGAAACGGUUAGACGAGGACCUGAACGUCGGUAUCGUCAUACCGGACUACGAUGUGUUCGUCGUGUUCCAGGAGUUUCUGGUGCCACUGAUCAAGGAUGUACACUGCAUGGAGGGAACGCAACCGCUGAUGCCACACCCGGCAAUGCAGUUCUUCCCGCGGUACGCGAUCAACGAUCAGCAACCGGAUGCUGCCGCCUCUCCGACGGCCAGUAACAAUGGGAACAUACUGCGUGAAAAUCCGGACAGUGUGCAGCUCAAUCUGGACACGUCCGGGAAGUACAUUACGGGGUGUGUGAUCGAGUGUGCCAGGAAUUUAGAUGCGUACGAGUUCCCGCUCAAUCUCGGUAUCGCUCAGCUCGAGCAGGUGGAGCGCCUGAUCACGGCGCGUGUGCUUUCGAUGGACUUUGUGCACGCCACCGGGGAGACGGAGCUGGGCACGUACUACAGCAUGAACGAAAUUUUGGAAAAUCCGUCCGAAAUUCGUACAAUAUUAGCUACCAAUGGGCUGCUCAUUCCGUUGCUGGAUCACACCGAUCCAUACCAGACGGCCGAAUCGAUCGCCAUCAAUGGAAGGUAUUGGCCGUAUGGGCGCGGCGUGUACGUCAGCGUCGACGGCAGUCUGGUGGUGUGGGUCAACGCGCAAGACCACCUGCGAUUGCUUUGCUGCACCGGAAGUAAAGAUCCUGCGGCGAUCGGUGCCGCCUACUCGAAGGUCGGCCGUGCCAUGAACUUUCUCGAGGAAUGGAUCCUGUUCAAGCACAGCUACUUCCUAGGCUGUCUCCUGUCAAGACCCUCCUUUCUCGGCACCGGUCUAAAGUUCACGCUAACUCUUGUGCUACCUCAUCUUUGCAAGGAGAAGGAAAAUUUGCGCCACCUGUGCGUCGUGCGCGGAUUGCAGCUCUUCACCGGCGAUGGCGACGGACCGACGGUGCGGAUGUGCAACAUGCGCAGCCUAGCCCAGACCGAGUGGCAACUGUUUCAGGAUUUUAGCAGUGCCAUCACGAACGUGGUGGCGCUCGAGAAGGAACUGUCCAUGUCGAACUCGUUGCACAUUGCGGCGACACUGUUGCGCAUCUUUCGUAAGAAAAAGCACAGCCUGGCAGCGGACGGUGCCGUACCGCAGAACUGAGCAUGUGUCCUGUGUGUGUAUGCUCCCGUACAUGGCAAGGAUGAGCACCACAACCUCUCUCCCAAAAACACACCGGUCUUCUAGAAUACUGUCCGCAUACCGGUGACAGCGUAGCCACGUGACGGCGAGCAGUUUGAACCAUUUCGUGCUGUUUGUUGCGCAACUAGUGCGCUUUUGUUGCCUUGCCGUACCGAGUACCAAGUAGUAGAUGUAGUAGUACAUCCCUGUGGUAGUUAAAGCAAAAUGUAUCAAUGUUUCCAACCUUACUCUACUGUCCCGCGUAUUGCGGAUUUUUGUGAACGGAAAACAGAUGUAACGCAACCGCUAGUUGCCGCCUCUGCUUAGUUGGCUGUAUUCUCUCACUCCUCCACCCCUCCAUCGUUACCUUAGUAACGCAGUGGUAGUCCUUCCCAUGCAUGCAAACCCGGCCAAAGAAAGACAGAGAAAGAAGGAGCUCCACCGAUCGAGUGCGAUCGUAAACGGAAGAGAAGGACGCAAGCAAGACUGACUGACAUACCAAUAAUUCCCGGGCGAGCAACAGGUUGAGAUUCCUUUAUUCCGUACUGAGGAAGGACGAUACCUAGCAACGUCUCUGGGAGAUCCUCUCAUCAAAGGGCUAACGGAGAU